Molecule: messenger RNA, 570 nt
Organism: Aspergillus clavatus NRRL 1
Lineage: Eukaryota; Fungi; Ascomycota; Eurotiomycetes; Eurotiales; Aspergillaceae
Product: med21 domain-containing protein
Exons: 2
Coding region: 1-570 (189 amino acids)
Biological process (GO): regulation of transcription by RNA polymerase II
Cellular component (GO): mediator complex
Molecular function (GO): transcription coregulator activity
Source: RefSeq, a predicted model, not a curated record
AUGGCCGACAUCCUCACCCAGCUCCAGACCUGUCUAGACCAGCUCGCAACCCAAUUCUACGCAACAAUCGGCUACCUAAGCACCUACCACGACAACUCGCCCGCAACAACACCCACCAACAUCCCCAACGCCGCCCCCGCCCUCGCCAAAAUCCCCAAGAACUCCACCGCGCCGCCCGUCCCCGCCGGCGCUCCCGUGCCCUCGCAAUCCUCGCCUCCCCCACCGCAAACCCAGCGCGGCGCAAGCGAGGCCGCCGCGGACCCGAACCUGCCGCCCGCGCCGGACUCGCCGCGCACGUUCGCGAGCCGCCAGCGCGAACUGGCUCGGGACCUCAUCAUCAAGGAGCAGCAGAUCGAGUAUCUGAUCUCGGUGCUGCCGGGGAUUGACUCGUCCGAGGCGGAGCAGGAGAAGCGGAUUCGCGAGUUGGAGGCGGAGUUGCGCGGCGUGGAGGAGGAGCGCGAGGCGAAGAUUCGAGAGUUGAGGACGUUGGGGAGGACCUUGGAGAGGGUCAUGGGGGCGGUGGAGACGGGCAUCUAUGGGGAUCGGGCGGUGUUGGAGAGGGAUUCGUGA